Molecule: messenger RNA, 2223 nt
Organism: Alternaria ventricosa
Lineage: Eukaryota; Fungi; Ascomycota; Dothideomycetes; Pleosporales; Pleosporaceae
Gene: CAT1
Product: catalase A
Exons: 2
Coding region: 1-2223 (740 amino acids)
Biological process (GO): hydrogen peroxide catabolic process; response to oxidative stress
Cellular component (GO): cytosol
Molecular function (GO): catalase activity; heme binding
Source: RefSeq, a predicted model, not a curated record
AUGGCGUCCGAAAUCAUAGGCAACGUCGCAGAGAAGGCCAAGGGCCUCACCGGUGAGAAGACUGGCAAAAUGGCCCAGCUCGCAGCCGUCACCAAGGAUGUCCACGACGACAAGUGGCGCAUCACCAGCGACUUUGGUGUCAAGCAGAACAACACCGAUGACUGGCUGAAGGUGGCGACCGAUGAUCAAACCGGCCCCUCCCUUUUGGAGGACCACUUCGCUCGUGAGAAGAUCCACCGCUUCGACCACGAGCGCAUUCCCGAGCGUGUUGUCCACGCCCGUGGUUCCGGCGCCUUCGGAAAGUUCACUCUCUUCGAGUCAGCCGAAGACGUCACUUCAGCUGGCGUCCUUACCGACACAUCGCGCGAGACCCCCGUCUUCCUACGAUUCUCCACUGUACUGGGUAGCCGUGGCUCCGCAGACACCGUGCGCGAUGUUCGCGGUUUCGCCGUAAAGUUCUACACAGAGGAGGGCAACUGGGACAUCGUCGGCAACAACAUUCCCGUCUUCUUCAUCCAGGACUCCAUGAAGUUCCCCGAUGUUAUUCACUCCGGCAAGCCAGAGCCUGACUGCGAAAUCCCCCAGGCACAAACUGCACACAACAACUUCUGGGACUUCCAGUACAUGCACCCAGAGGCGACGCACAUGUUCAUGUGGGCCAUGUCCGACCGUACCAUCCCACGCUCAUACCGCAUGAUGCAGGGUUUCGGUGUCAACACCUACACACUCGUCAACGCCAAGGGCGAGAGGAGCUUUGUCAAGUUCCACUUCACACCCGAGCUCGGUGUACACAGCUUUGUGUGGGACGAGGCACUCAAGAUUGCUGGUCAAGACCCUGAUUUCCACCGUAAGGACUUGUGGAUGGCUAUCGAGAGCGGCGCCUACCCCAAGUGGAAGUUUGGUAUCCAGGUUCUCCCAGAGUCUCGCGAGCACGACUUCGACUUUGACAUUCUGGAUGCUACCAAGGUCUGGCCUGAGGAGUUGGUGCCUAUCCGAUACAUUGGUCAGCUCGAGCUGAACCAGAACCCCGACGAGUUCUUCACCCAGACUGAGCAGGUUGCCUUCUGCACAAGCCACAUUGUCCCUGGUAUCGGCUUCAGCAACGACCCUCUCCUGCAAGGGCGCAACUUCUCCUACCAGGACACUCAGCUCUCUCGUCUGGGUAUCAACUGGGAAGAGUUGCCAAUCAACAAGCCAGUUUGCCCUGUGAUGAACUUCAACCGUGACGGUGCCAUGCGCCACACCAUCACCAAGGGCAAGGUCAACUACUGGCCUAACCGCUACCAGACUGUGCCACCUGCCACCGAAAAGGAGGGUGCUUACAUCGACUACCCAGAGAAGACCGCCGGUAUCAAGGCUCGCAUGCAGAGCAGCAAGUUCAGGGAGCACAAGAACCAGGCUGAGCUCUUCUACAACUCCAUGUCGGAGAACGAGAAGAUGCACAUGAAGGACGCUUUUGCCUUUGAGCUCGACCACUGCGACGACCCUGUUGUCUACAAGCGCCUCUGUGAGCGUCUUUGCGAGAUCGAUCUUGAGCUUGCUCAGACUGUUGCGGAGAUGGUUGGUAGCGACGUGCCCACUCAACAAACUCGCCCCAAGCACAACAAGAAGGCCAAGGGUCUAUCGCAAAUGGACUUCAUGCCUGAAAAGCCUACCAUUGCCACCCGCAUGGUCGCUAUUCUCAUUGCUGAUGGCUACGACAAGGUCGCUUACAACGGCAUCAAGGCCGCCCUGACCGCUGCCGGCGCCCUUCCCUUCACCAUCUCUCCUAGGAGAAACAAGAUCUUCGCCGAAGGUGAGGACAAGAGCAGCUCCGGCGUUGUAGCAGACCACCACCUUGAGGGCCAGCGCUCCACCAUGUACGACAGUGUCUUUGUGCCCGGUGGCGCCAAGUCCAUCGAGACCCUGCGCAAGAACGGCCGCGCUGUUCACUGGAUCCGCGAAGCCUUCGGUCACUUGAAGGCGAUCGGCGCUACCGGCGAAGGCGUGUCGUUCAUCAAGCAGGCUGUCGACCUUCCCGGCAUGGAGUUCUCGGCUGCUGCUGAUGUUGUCAACAGCUACGGUGUCGUCACUGCUGGUCAGGUUCACGCCGAUAGCUUCAAGGAGGCUGUCAACAUGGCCAAGGAGGCCAAGGACUUCACCAGUGCGUACCUGUUCAGCAUCUCGCAACACAAGAACUUUGAGCGCGAGACUGCUGGGCUUAACCAGAUGGCUGCCUUCUAA